UCUUCGCCUAUUGUGGCACUUUUAUUGCUCGCUCACUCUAUCUCCAUCCAGAACACAAUCUUCUUCUGACUCACCCUUUUGGUUUGUUUUCUUUCAAGAGAUCCAAAAGUAAAAGAAAAGAAAAAAAGGAGAAACUUUUUUCGGUUUCAGUGUUGUGAGAUCCAAAACCAGAAAAAGAAGAUGGUUAGUGCAAUAAAAGCAGCCAUUGGAGAUUUGGUGUUGACUUUCCUGUGGGUCUUCUUCUCUUCCAUGUUGGGACUGGCCACCAACACCAUAACAACAGCGCUCGAUCUUCAUCACGUUUCUUACAACGGUUUUGAUUACCCUUCCGCUGUGAUCAUCACUUCGCUCAUCUUUAUCCUCGUUACCAUCUUCACCUUCGUUGGCAAUGCCUUGGGUGGCGCCAGCUUCAACCCCACCGCCAAUGCUUCGUCCUACGCUGCCGGGCUCGGCUCCGACUCCCUCUUCUCAAUGGCUCUCCGGUUCCCUGCUCAGGCACUGGGUUCAGUAGGUGGUGUUCUGGCGGUUAUGGAGGUUAUGCCACCAAAAUACAGGCACUUGAUUGGAGGGCCUUCUUUAAAGGUUAGCUUGCAUACUGGAGCUAUAGCAGAGGGGGUUCUGACAUUUGUAAUCACCUUUGUUGUUCUACUCAUCAUGAUCAGGGGUCCUCGUAGUGAGGCGGUGAAGACUUGGUUGAUGGCAAUCUCAACUGUGGUUUUGAUCACUGCUGGUUCUGCUUACACAGGACCAGCAAUGAAUCCUGCCUUUGCAUUUGGUUGGGCAUACUUUGAAAACUGGCACAACACAUGGGACCAAUUCUAUGUAUACUGGAUUUGCCCCUUCUUUGGAGCAAUACUAGCUGCAUGGCUGUUCCGAAUUGUCAUUCCUCCAGCCCCAAGAGUGGUAAAGCAGAAGAAAGCCUGAAGAGACAUGGUAGAUAUGGUUCCUGUGCUGCUGUUAAGCACCAAUGCUAGUACAUUAAUGACUCUUUUUCUGUUUUUAUCUUCUUUAUUUUUUGCUUAGACCCUUUUAUAUUUAUUGUUUUUUUUUUAAAUCAUCUCCUGUUCAUUCCCCUCUAUUCUGCUGUUGUUUUAGACUCUAUCUUUCAGCUGACAGUAGAACAAUACUUUUAUCAGUUUUAUGAAUAAUAUAAAUUUUAAACA
Messenger RNA from Glycine soja, 1163 nucleotides. RefSeq names its product aquaporin SIP1-2-like. The transcript is spliced from 3 exons. Gene Ontology annotation, cellular component: membrane. Gene Ontology annotation, biological process: transmembrane transport. The record is from RefSeq and is a predicted model, not a curated record. The coding region runs from base 181 to 924 and encodes 247 amino acids. Gene Ontology annotation, molecular function: water channel activity. Lineage: Eukaryota; Viridiplantae; Streptophyta; Magnoliopsida; Fabales; Fabaceae.